Molecule: messenger RNA, 13857 nt
Organism: Salvelinus fontinalis (brook trout)
Lineage: Eukaryota; Metazoa; Chordata; Actinopteri; Salmoniformes; Salmonidae
Gene: mgaa
Product: MAX dimerization protein MGA a
Exons: 26
Coding region: 230-10543 (3437 amino acids)
Biological process (GO): cell fate specification; positive regulation of DNA-templated transcription; regulation of transcription by RNA polymerase II
Cellular component (GO): nucleus
Molecular function (GO): RNA polymerase II cis-regulatory region sequence-specific DNA binding; protein dimerization activity; DNA-binding transcription factor activity, RNA polymerase II-specific
Source: RefSeq, a predicted model, not a curated record
CCGCGGAGCUGUGACGUCUUUCUACAGCACGCAUGAUUCCUCCAGAUGGGAGAUGCGAGGUACUGUAUAUUAUGCUUUCAACUGAGGAAAAGGAAGGGAUUACACAAGGAAUCGACGACUACCAUCGCAUAUUUUGAUCCAUUAAAAUGUGCAAAAGGAUGCAGAAUGAAGAUAUGGACAAACAAAUGUAAGAGGGCGUCCUGCCCUCGAAAAAGACCGUGACAAGUUCAUGGCCGCCAACAAGAAGAAGAAAAUAAUGGUUCUUAAUGAGGAGGGGGCAGCUGCGCCCAUGGCACUGCGCUCGAUUGCCUCUCCCCCUGACCUAGUUGGUGCCCUAAAAACAGGGCAGGCAAGUCCAGUUGUAGCCAAUGAGGAAGCAAAUAUUGCAGCAACAUCCACUCCAGGCUCUGCAAUGGGUGUUGCUCUUACAUUGAACUCCACUGUCAUUUCUAAUAACCAACCAGAGAAUUUACCACCAGAGAGCACCCGCAGAGGUAUCAAGGUGAUGUUGGACAGCAACAACAUGUGGAAUGAGUUCUUCAGAUGCAAAACCGAGAUGAUACUAACCAAACAAGGCCGGAGAAUGUUCCCUUAUUGCCGCUUUCGCAUCUCUGGUUUGGAUCCCUUCCAGAAGUACAAUCUGCUCAUGGAUAUCAACCCAAUGGACAACAAACGUUACAAGUGGACUGGGCAAAACUGGCAAAUGAGUGGAAAGGCAGAAGCCCAUAUGCGGAGACGGAUCUUCAUCCACCCAGACUCUCCAUCUUCUGGUCACCAAUGGAUGCAGAACCCAGUUUCAUUCUACAAGCUUAAGCUCACUGACAACACCAUGGACCAAGAGGGUAAUGUCAUUUUGCACCCAAUGCACCGGUACUUACCGCACCUCCAUGUGGUCUCAGCUGAAAUGGCUAUGGAGGAUAUUCAGCUCAAUGGGCAUGACGUAAUAACCUUCACCUUUCCCCAGACUGAGUUCUUUGCUGUAACAGCCUACCAGAACUUACGCAUGUCUCAGUUUAAAGCAGACUUCAACCCUUUUGCAAGUGGACCCUCUUGGGCUCUAAAGCUGAAAACGAGUACCUCCAAUGAUUCGAAGAAGAAUGAAACCAGCUCUCCCAAUGAACUCAAGCCUGUGAAAGGAUUGAAUGGCCUGAAAUCUUUGAUGGCGGCAAAACACAGCUCUAAAGACACUUCAGCAGUAGAUAAAGGACUCCCCAGCGCGGAUGCUCAAAAUGUUACACCUACAGGCAGUGAAACCAGAUCUCCCAGUGAGCUCAAGCCUGUGAAAGGCCUCAGUGGCCUGAAGGCUUUGAUGGCAAAACGCAACUCUAAAGACACUUCAGCAGUAGAUCAAGGACUCCUCAAUCCAAAUGCUCAAAAUGUCACCCUUACAUUUGGUGACAAAUCUGAAGUCAACAGUCAUCGACCCAGCUCCAUGCUGAAAUCAAGUCCCUCCAAUGAGAUGAAGAAAGACCCCAGCAAAUCUCCCAAUGAGCUCAAGUCUGCGAAAAGCCUGAAUAACCUGAAGUCUUUGAUGGGGAAACGCACUUCUAAAGAUACUUCUGCAGCAGGUCAAGGACUUUUCACUUCCGAUACUCAAAAUGUUAUGCUUGCAGAAAGUGACAAGUCCGGGGUCAAAAUAAGUCCCUCAAAUGAGUCGAAAAAAGACCACACCAGAUCUAACAAUGAACUCAAGUCUGUGAAAAGCCUGAAUAACCUGAAGUCUUUGAUGGCAAAACACAACUCUAAAGACACGUCCCCACUAGAUCAAAGAGUCCUCAGCGCAGAUACUCAAAAUGUUUCACUUGCUGACAGUGACAAGUCCUGGGUCAACGCUAUUGGGCCCAGCUCUUGCACUCCAAAGUUGAUAUCAAGUCCUUCCAAUGAGUUGAAAAAAGUAGAAACCAGAUCUCAGAAGGAAUUCAACCCUCUUAGAAGUAAUCUGAGGUCUUUGAUGGCAAAGCGCAACUUUAAAGACACUUCAGCGGUAGAUCAAGGACUCCUCCGCUCUCAUGCUCAAAAUGUUACACUUGGAGAAUCUGACAAGUCAAGUGUUAAUGAUCAUGUACCCAGCUCUUGCAAGAAAUCAAGUCCCUCCAAGAUGAAGAACGAUGAAACCAUAUCUCCCAAGGUGCGCAAGCCUGUGAAAAAUACCCGAAAGUCUUUGCGCGGAAAACGCAACUUCCCGAAGACUUCAGUAGCAGAUCAAGUACUCGCUAGCUCCGAUGCUCAAACUGCUACAGUUGCAGACAGUGAAAAGUCAGUCUGCAAGAAAGAGUCCACUGAUCAAAGUUCCUGUACAAUAGGUCCUCCCCAAAGUAACUUCACUGAGCUGAUUCGGGAGUGUCAUCUGAAAAUAAGAAGGUGCAAUGUGGAGAUAACCAAUACAGCUUGCAAUGUUGAGCAAACAGACACUAAGGGCAUGGUUACCAACAACAAAGUUGUGGAAGUAGCUGUGAAUUACAAUUUUUCCCAGAUUCCUGACGUGUUGUCGAAAACUAUUACAAAUGUGGGAACCCAGGAUAAUGGGAAUACGAUUGACAGUGAAAAGGACCACCUCAGUUCAUCUCAGUCCCAGGAACCUGUGAAGACCAAUGACCAUUCAGCAGAUGAAGUUGAAAGCAGUCGAAAGGCUUCCCAAAGCUCAGUGAGCUCUGAAGAAAAAAGGACAGGUUCUGAUCAACAGCAGCAGGGGAAGGCUAAACCACACAAACGACCUGAACCCGUGCCUUUGCCCCUGCUUGCACUCUACCUUCAACAGUUGAAGUCGAAAUCCAGACCUUUUAGGACCAAACCAAAAUCUCCUUUGUCUUCUACUUCAUCCCCAUCUUCUGCUGUUCUAACUACUGACCCUACUGGCCCAGUCACUGACCCUACUGGUCCAGCAAUGGUCCCCACUGGAUAUGCUGUUGUUCCAGCCAGUGAUUCUGUAGUUCGAGCCACUGACCCCACUGGGCAAACCACAGACUAUGCUGGUGUACCCACCAAUAUUUCAGUCCCAAACCCAGAUUUUUUGGACUCAUUGUUACCAGAACCUGACCCAGUAUCACUUACUACUGAUCAGUCGUUACUUGUCGAUGAACCUACCUUAUCCAUUACACUAUCAUCCCCCACUCCACCCCUCAUGUCGCCAUUCCCUGACCUAUUGUUACCAGCCUCCGACUCAUUAAUACCAGCCCCUGCCUUGUCAUCCCCAGCCCAAGAACUGCCAUCCCCUGUACCUGUCACAUUGAACCUAGCGGCUGAUCUAUCAUCACUUACCUCUGACCAUCCCUCAAAUGCCCCUGUGCUGUCAUCAACAGCUAGUGUUGCCACUUUGAAACCUGAGUGUACCCCAUUGUUACUAUCCCCUGGCCCUUCACUAGGUGGCUUUGAGCCAUCAUCACCUGCAUCAUUACCAGAUCUUGAACCCCCUUUACCUUCCCCUGUUCAAUUGAAACUGGUCCCAGCCCCAUCCUUACCUGUACCUGCCUCGUCAUUCCCAGUCCUUGAACAAUUACCGGCCCCGAACCUUUUUGUACUCUCCUCUGAACUUUCAUCACAUGCAUCACUGUUAGCACUACCUGCCCCUGAUCCUUUUUUAACAACACCCUUUAUCCCAUUGUUGCCUUCCGCUCACCUUAACCCAUUACCCUUUGAGGCAGCCUCAUUUUCAUCUAACUCUCACCCUGGCUCACUUGCUCUGGACCCUGGCUUAUCCUCACCUCCCCUGGACCCCGCCUCAUCAUUUCAAGUCAAUUAUGAACCAUUAACACGCCCUUCUACACCGUCUCCACUCCCAUUCCAGUUAUCUCCUUUUUCAUCGUUAGGUCCCGACCCAUUGUCACCAACCCCUUCACUUGCCGACCUCACUCACUUUUUCUCCAUCUCUGAUGAACUUGAGAUGACUGAAGACUUUCCAAGCAGUGAAGCGGCUCCUGUCCCAUGUCCUCAUGUCCCAACUUUAAUUACCCCUAGUGUACCAGUUGGUUCUACUCUACCAGUUGGUUCUAGUCAGCCAACCCAGAGCAUUAAACCCCAGAGAUCUAAGAAGAGAUCUAGGACAGGAGUGAAAUCUGCCAAGGGUGAUCCACUCCCAGUGAUUGGUGGACCCACAGAUGUCACCAUGCAGCCCAACCUGGAGGAAGUUGAGGAGCAGCUGUUCGUCUCUUUCACCUCCAAGGAAGCACUUGAAGUCCACCUAGGAGAGCCUGCAUUUCAUGAGACGACAACCGCACAACCGGAGAAAACCCCUGAGGCGAAAGAGAAUGUCGGAGGACCUGAAACCACAGAGGAAAGAAUAGCUGCUUUCGAGAAGGUUCUUUUGGACGAUUUGAAGGUUAUGAAGCAUCGGCAAGUCAUUCAUCCUGUGCUGCAAGAAGUUGGACUGAAGAUGAGUUUACUGGAUCCCACUCUGGUCAUCGACCUGCAAUACUUAGGUGUCCGUCUACCUCUACCACCACCCAUGCUAUGUCCAGGACCAAGCACUGCAGGAUUGGCAUCUCCAAGUGGUUCAGUUCCCUUUGUUUCCAGGACGGGCAAGACAACAGACUUCACCCAAAUCAAAGGCUGGAGAGAUAAGAUUGUCCCUUCAGACUCCUCAGCAUCCUCCAAGCCUGACGUAUGUAGCCCAAUAGGCUUUAAAGAUGGCCCAAGUUCAGAUGUGGUCCCGAAGAACCUGUCGGCCUUCUGCAGUGACAUGUUGGAUGAGUAUCUGGCUAACGAAGGCAAACUCAUCGACGAGCGGGCUGCCAGUUUCACCCAGACCACCGUCGUCACCCCUGUGACCUACCAGCUGCCCACCAAGAGCACCAGCUACGUCCGAACCCUGGAUAGUGUGCUGAAGAAACAGGCACCGGCACCUUCUACCACCUUUGUCCCCCCAUCUAAAAAAAACAGACUGCCCCUCGCAUCCAAAGGACCUAAAAAAUCGGAGAAAUCUGAAAAAAGGCAACAAAAACAACGCUCAAAGCAGAGCAGAACUAAACCAACUUCUGCGCCAACAGCAUUACAAAUUGCGCCACCGCCAUUGAUGGAUCACGCAGCCCCGGCCAUCACCCACAACGACACAAUUAAAACUGUGAAAAGGACUAAGAGGAAGCCGAGGGUCAAGACUCCUCCACCAGUCCAAGACUCUGUUGUGUCGAGGCCAGAGGUAGAAGAACCACCUCCCUCUGACCUGGCUCCUGUGGAGGGCGACUCCGAGCCAGAGUCUGCUGCUGCUGAGACCAGGGUUGUUGUUCCUGGGUUGACCAAGGCCUUGCUCAGACAGAGGGAUCUGGAGGACGGGGUUGUCUGGGAGGGCAAGCAUCGGACCUGUAUCACAGAGGACAGGGCAACGGUCGCACUCACCUCGCUCUUCACUUCAACGGGCUUUGUUUGUGAGAAUCCUACAGCUCCCAUUAAGAUUGUAAAGCGCAGUGCUCCUCCCUGCCUCAAUGCGUUCUGCCGGCUGGGCUGUGUGUGUGCCAGCCUGGCACAGGAACGUCGUAUUACCCACUGUGGAAAGAUUGAGUGUAUAUUUGGCUGCAGCUGCCUCAGGCAGAAAGUGGUUGUGCUCAAAAACUUAAAAGGACCAGAUUCCAGUGCGUCAGAAGAGGGCCCGUCCAAGAAGAGCAAGAAGAGAAAGCGGAUGAGGAUGGCAUAUACUCUGAGAGAGGCUGAGACAGUAUCAGAACCAGCUCGGCGUGUGAGAACUUUGUGGAAGCAGACUGAUGGAGAGAUGGACCCGGAGCCCCUCCUCGCCCCAACACCAGUCUAUCUUCCAUGGCUUCCAUUACAGGAAGCGUCUUCAGCAGUGGUAAGAGAGGAGGAAGGUACCAUGACAUGUGCCAGAGUGCGUACGUUUCAAAGCAAGAGCACAAACCGACCUGAGGACAUUGACAACCACUGCAAACCAAUAGAUUCCGCACCAGUGAGCCCUUCCAGGAAGUCAGAGAAGUCCCACGGUCCCCAGUACACGGAGCCCUCCAAGCGUCUGGAGAUCAUGUCUGAGUGUAAGUGGAAAAGCCUGGCGGACAGGAACUUGGUGCUGAGAAUUGUUUGUGAGCACAUGGCCCAGGACCACCUCACCAACCCCUUCUGGGUCAAAGGUUACCUCAUCAAACCCAUGUCUCAGACCCUGAGGAACAACGGCGAGAGCUGCUCUGUUCACUACAAGGUACAUAUCUCUCAGGUUUCGCGACCUGAUGGAGUGGAGGAGGCGAACAGUGAGGAGGAAUGGAUGAGAGAGGAAGAUGAAGAAACGAUGGAGGAAGAGGAGGGGAAGAUGGAGGAGCUGAGAGGGGAAGAUAAGGAGGUGGAGGAAGGACAAUGCGUGGAGGAGAAGCAAAGCGAGCAGGAGAACAACAAGGCUGUGGGGAAGAAAAGUUGUCUGAAAUGGAAGGGCCUGCCUUUCUUAAUAGGAAUUUCUCCUGCUGGCCUCCUUACUGCCAACCUAAAGCAGAAAGAAAUCUCAGACAAGGAACUUGUCACGGUGAAUGGCAGGUCCUACCCUCAUGCCAAGCUACAACUGGGCAUGAUGGGAGCCAUGCACCCAGCCAACCGACUUGCUGCUUACCUCACGGGCAAGUUACGGAGGCCUACCUGUCCAGAGCCGUCUAUGACGUCCUCCGUUUCAUCACAACACCCCCCCUCAGAAACCCCUGAAGAUGCAAGGUCCUCCACGGGACAACCGGCCCAGUUGACAGCCACUCCUACCCCCAGUCUUACCAUGGUUACCACCACCACCAGUGUUCCCUCUGUCGCUGCAGUUUCUGCAGGCCCCAAGUCCAUUGUGACUAAUCUGCCCUCAGCGGGAAAGGUCUUCACACAGUUUGUGGUCAACCAAAUCAGCUCCUCACAGCAGAGGCUGCUCCUCACUAGUGAUCCUCCACAGUCGUUGAGCAAUAUUCAGCAGCUUGCCUCUCUGGUAGAGGUAGCCUCAGGUGAUGUGUCUCUUCCAAAGACCGCCCCAAGCAGUGGAGUGGUUACUAGUCCCCCCGUGCUGGUGCUCCCUGACCCAGGGACCAGUAACUCUGUCAAAAUGGCGUGUCCUCCUACCUCCCAGACUCCGACACCUCUCAUCCCCCUGACCCCUCUCGCAGCAGGGCGGAGGAUGGUUCUGCAGCCGGUGCGGAGUGCCUCAGGGACCACCCUGUACCGGAACCCCAACGGACAGCUAAUCCAGCUGGUUCCCCUCAGCCAGCUGCAGGCCCUCAACCCCAACCUCGUCAUGCGCAACAAGGGGGGUUUGAUCAGCUUAACCACACCUGCGUGCUUGGCCUCGGGAUCGACAGCCACCCUUAACAGCUCCCCCUCCACCUCUCUCACCACAUUGCAAAACACCACCCCCCUUGUCCCUUUCACUGUCCCAAAGACUCCAGGCAGCACCACCGUCCCUAAAACCACGCCUCCCGAAGUCACUUACUCCAUACCAGGCUCCAAGUCUUUCAACAUCAGUAACGUUAAUCUCUCACCCACUGAGACAAAUAGCGGGACGUACACUUUGAAGAUUGUUCCUCAGACGGGUAACAAGGAGCCCAUCAUCAUCAAGUGUCCCAAGGUGCCAGCCCAGCCAGCCCAGGGCUCCUCCAAGGUCAUGCCUAUAGUAGGGGGCUUUACUGUGCUGCAGCCUUCACCGAAAACCACAGUAAUUACUGUCAAAUUCCCCACGAAGACUGUUAUGGAAUCAGGUGUCAAAACUGCCACCACCACCACAGUGGACUCCAAUGUAGACUGUAAGGUCACGCCUGAGCUGUAUAGUUGGAUGCUGCCCUGCCAGAAAAGCACAAAACCCCCUGUAAGCCACAAGUUUAAAUUUAUUAAAGCUGACACUAUCUCCACAACGGACUCCAAUACAGAUCCUAAGAUCCAACCUGAGGUGGGACGAGUGCCCCCCAAAAUCCUCAGACCCCCGGUUCCAAAGACAGAUGCAACUUCGACACCUAUCUCGUCAGCGGACUCCAAUGUAGACCCCAAGCUCCUUCCUAGGAUGACUUGUGUCAAUCAACCCCACCAGACCUGGACAGGACGACCGAAGAUGAAGAGGAGGAGGAGGAAGGAGGUUGAGGUUGUGGAUCUGGUGGAGGAUGAGGACGACUCUGACGACACGGACGAGGGGACGGAUGAGGAGACGGACAACUCAUCUGACGAGACGGAUUCAGUUAAUUCCUGUGUUAAUAAAGAGGAUCUCAUCGUCAUCAGUAAGCACAAACACAACGUGCUGGAGAGGCAUCGGCGCUCCGAGCUCCAGGGACGCUUCCAGCAGCUGAGAGAAACACUGGAACUUGACGAGAAAGCUGCUAAAAUUAAAAUCCUCAACGACGCCAAGGAGGAGAUCCAGGUCUUGACAAAGAAAAGCACCAACGUGGAGAAGCUGAGGAGUUCACUGACCCUGGAGAGAGCAGUUCACGUCAAGAAGAUGUCCCAGUUAACUGGAGAGUCUGAGGAACAGAUACUGACGAACAUCAAGCACAUCGGUUCCCAGCAGAAGAUCGAGAAGCUGCACGUCAACUGGAAGAAAGAAGGGAAAGUCUCCUCUGCUCUCUCGUCUUCCUCAGUUGUCUCCACCUGCGGUGAGUCUGAGCAGAGACCAAGGCCUGGUCCCCUCUCAAAGAGGACCACAGAAGAGGCUCAGGGGGGUAAGCGCAUGGGAGGAGUGACAACAGAAACGGAGGAGGACAGGGAUGAGGUGGUGGACCUUCUGGAGGACACGGAGGACGAGAAAACCGACAACUCCUCGGAUGAGACCGAGGAUUCUGACGUUGACGACGACAAAAACUACAACGCUAAAGGGCACGUCAUUAAUACCAUCAGUGAUGUGGAGGAAAGCUUGCUAGAGGAGGAGCCUGUAGACAUUGAGACUGUGGAGGACAAUGCAAUGAAUAACACCACUCCACAAUUGAAGCACUGGGACUUGCACAACAAAUAUGAGAGACAGCGCUGUGCUGAGUUUCGGAAGAGCUUUAAAGCCCUGAUAGAGACUUUGGACCUUGGCAACCCGGCACCUACUAAUGUUUUCAUCCUUGGGCAGGCCCGAAAACAAGUCAUUGACCUGAGAGACAAAUGUGAACGCCUGGAAAAACUGAAGAGUGCGCUGACCGAAGAACGAGCUGCUUAUAUCAAGAAAAUCUCCCAAAAAUCUGGAAAGACGGAGGAGCUCAUCCUCAGGAAGCUUCAGGACAUCUCUACCAAACAGAAGAACAUGGACGUGAUGUUCAAAGGGAAGCGGAGAGGGGCGUCCUCAGCCCCCUCGUCAUCAGUCCUACCCAAUAAAGCCAUCUCACCCAACAGCACUCAACAGCCUAAGCCAAAAUCCCUGGCUCCCGGUCUCAAGUUAAAGGUGGUACCCACCCCUGUCCCACGCUCUAUACCCCCACAGCCUGCACCCCAACAACCCAAGACAAGUCCCAUCAUCUCCCCACCCUCCAGGAAACCCCCCCCAACGUGUCGUUCUCCGGGUGAAAGGACAAGACCUAACAUCCUGUCUCGCAGGAAACCACAACCUCCCCUAGAUUCCCCACCUGUUCAUGCUGGGUUUCUCCCUCCUCAAAUGCUGUCUAUAGUGGGUGGAGUGAUACCAUCUCAGCAGGGGAUCACUAAGAGCCCAAUGCAGCCUGCCAGUUCUCUGCUGCCGGUAGGACGCGUCACUGGAAUCGAAAUGCAACAGUCUCUAAUACCAGGUGUCGCUUCAGUUACCAUCUGUAUCCCCUCAAUGUCACAACCCAUUUCUCUCACUCCACCUCGUAAUAUCCUCAACAGGGGAGUUCCUCAUAUAGCCAAUGUGAUUUCACUGGUCAAAGCCCCUCCAGGUGUGUCAGGGGGAACUCUGAGGAGGCCAUCUCCAGUGAAGGGUAAGGGAAGUGGGCUGGAGGACGGGGCGGUGCUGGGGAAGCAGCUGGACCACUCUGGAGACGGUGUAAAGAUCAUCGACGCAGACAGGAACUCGGAUGAGGAGGACGAAGACAACGAAGAAGGUGACGUUGAAGACGAGAGUCUGACGUCUCUCCUCAACGAGAUCGUCUUCCUCAACCAGCAGAUGACCACAGACAACGUCAGCCCCAGUGGUCUUCCAGUGGUCACCCACAAACCAGCCACUGAGCCUGGGGAGGUUGGGAUGGACCGGUCCUCACCUCCACCACCGCAGGCAGAGAAGGAAAUCAUCAGAGAUGGAGAUGACGAGCGCUCCCUCAGCCCCUUGUUUCUGAGACUUGACGAGGACCUUCUGGGGCUGAAAGAGAGACAAGGCCAGGAUGAGGCUUCCAAAGGCCCAGACAUGCCAGUGCCACAGGCAGAGGACCUUAAAGUGGGUUCUGGAUCCAAUGAGAAACCAUCAGAGACAGGUUCUGCUCCUGCUCCGAUUGUCAAUGGGCACAGCCCACAAGGACCAGCAUGCACUGCAAAAGGUCACGGUGUACUUCAAAAGGCGCUGACCCCGCCUCCGCUGCUGCAGAUGAAAGUUGGCGUGGCCAAGGUGCUGGAGUCCAAUGAUAAGCCGGGGGAUGCUUUAGCCCCGCCCCCGCUACUGCAGAUGAGGCCAAUGCCGAGGCUAGCCCCACUAGGACUAAAGAACAACCCUCAGACGUAGAACUAAGUACUAACUAACUUAGGGUCAAUGUUGUAGCCAUCUCUCCUCAAGACCCUUACUCACAUGGGUCGUAAUCAUUUGUCACCAAAUUGACAAAAACUGACUGAAACAGGGUUGGACUACUACCUGAACUUGUCCAAUAAGAAAUGUUCAUUUUUGUUUUUCUGUUGCAAAAAGUUUUGCCACGGUGUGCUGUAAUAAAUAUGACCCUUAUGUGGCUCAACCAAUCAGGGAUAACUACAUUUAAAGGUACAAUGUAGCCGUUUUUAUCUCUGUCAAAUCAUUUCUUGGUAACAAUUAAGUAGCUUACAAUGAUUGUUUUCAGUUAACAUGGUCAAAAAUAGUUUCUUAGCAAAGAACAAUUUCUUAUGCAAAUUUGCUAGGGGAAAACGAGCGGUUAUUGGUGUAUUAACUUAUUUAUUGCCUGGUGACGUCACCAGGCAGGCCAAAACCCCAUCCCACCAAAAUGGGUAGAAAUGUAUUUUCAAACCACUUACACUAAAAGCGCAUGAUCACAAUUUCACAGUAUUAAUCCAACCUCAUAGUGUGUAAAUAUAUCUAAAACACAGGGCCUUUGAGAUCCUUGUAAAAAAAAACAGUUUUUAUUUAAUUAGUUUUCUGCACAUUUGUUUUGUUUUAUAAGCGGCACUACCUAACGUGCCUAUCGGAUAUCCAAAGAUGUUUGUUUGUAUCGAUAUAUACAGUAUAUUGACUUGAAAUGCAAAGACUGACAUGACACUGUUCUGACAGUCAGGAGUCAUGUUUUUCUCUUCAAAUUAGUGGAUUCUGCUAUUUCAGCCACACCAGUUGGUGACAAGAGUAUAAAAUCGAGCACACCGCCAUGCAAUCUCCAUAGACAAACAUUGGCAGUAGAAUGGCCUUAAGAGCUCAGUGACUUUCAACGUGGCACCGUCAUAGGAUGCCACCUUUCCAACAAGUCAGUUUGUCAAAUUGCUGCCCUGCUAGAGCUGCCCCAGUCAACUAAGUGCUGUUGUUGUGAAGUGGUAACUUCUAGGAGCAACAAUGGCUCAGCUACGAAGUGGUAGGCCACACAAGAUCAAAACAGGACCGCUGAAGCGCGUAAAAAUAAUCAGUCCUCGGCUACAACACUCACUACUGAGUUCCGAACUGCGUCUGAAAGCAACGUCAGCACAAUAACUGUUUGUUGGGAGCUUCAUAGAAUUAGUUUCCAUGGCGGAGCAGCCACACCCCAACCAAAGAUCACCAUGCGCAAUGCCAAGCGUCGGCUGGCUGGAGUGGUGUAAAGCUCGCCGCAAUUUGACUGCAGCAGUGGAAACGCAUUCUCUGGAGUGAUGAAUCAUGCUUCACCAUCUGGCAGUCCGACGGACUAAUCUGUGUUUGGCGGAUGCCAGGAGAAGGCUACCUGCCCCAAUGCGUAGUUUGGUGGAGGAGGAAUAGUAGUCUGGGGUUGUUUUUCAUGGUUCGGGCUAGGCUCCUUAGUUCCAGUCAAGGUAAAUCUUAUCGCUACAGCAUAUAAUGACAUUCUUCUGUGCUUCCAACUUUGUGGCAACAGUUUGGGGAAGGCCCUUUCCUGUUUCAGCAUGACAAUGCCCUUGUGCACAAAGCAAGGUCCAUACAGAAAUGGUUUGUCGAUUGGUGUGGAAGAACUUUACUAGCCUGCACAGAGCCUUGACCUCAACCCCAUCGAACACCUUUGGGAUGAAUUGGAACGCCGACUGCGAGGCAGGCCUAAUCGCGUGACAUCAGUGCCCGACCUCACAAAUGCUCGUGGCUGAUUGAAAGAAAGUCCCUGCAGCAAUGUUCCAAUAUCUAGUUCGGCUCCUGAGUGGCGCAGCGGUCUAAGGCACUGCAACUUCGUGCAAGAGGCGUCACAUCCGACCGUGGUUGGAAGCCCCACAGGGCGGCUCACAAUUGUCCCAGCGUUGUCCGGGUUUGGCCGGCGUAGGCCGUCAUUGUAAAUAAGAAUUUGUUCUUAACUGACUUGCCUCGUUAAAUAAAGGUUACAUUAAAAAAUAUAUAUAUAUAUAUAUAUAAAAAAAUAAAGCCUUCUCAGAAGAGUGGAGGCUGUUAAUGCAGCAAAGUGGGGACCAACUCCAUAUUACUGGCCAUGAUUUUGGAAUGAGAUGUUCGACGAGCAGGUGUCCACAUACUUUUGGUCAUGUAGUGUAUGAGGGUAUGUAGGAGAGCAUGUAUAUGCAUACUUAUAAGGGUUAAGGUAUGUUUGUUAUUUUGGUCACGUAGUGUAUCUAGAAUCAGUUUAGCCUUUUAGAUCGUAAGGAAUAAGCUUACAAGGAUCUGACGCUUAAAAACGGGCCCAGAUCUGUUGCUUUUCUUUCCCUUAUUUUUAAGAGGAGAUGCAGUGAAUUUCGCGUAAUAUUAAGCUACCAGGAACUCUACAUUUUAAGGGUGUCCAGUAUGUUCUGGUUUUAGAGUAUAUCUCUCCCAUCAGAGCAAGAUGAUCUGUAGACAGACAUCUGAUAGUGCUGAUGCUGUUUGUGUUCAUAGUACUAUACUGUUGAGUGUAUAUGACUGUUUCAGAGGCCCUGUCUCCAUAUUGGAGUAGAGUAGGCCCUGUCUGCCAUAUCUUCGUGUUUGAUGCAAGGAAAGUUCUCGGUCGUAGUGAAUUAAGCCUUAAAGGUUAAGGGACAUUUCAUCUGCUUUUGUAUGGCACACUGUUUGCUACACUAACCACUGCGUGCACCGCAGACAACAAAUCUCAACGUCAACUUAAUAAGCAAUAUCCUAAUAGGUCCCUGUAGGAUGGAUAGGUCAUUGAAUCUGCAGUCCUUGUGACCUUUCGAAGAGCAGCUUUACUUGUUCAGUGAUGUAUGUAAUAAUCAGACCCUGACGUUCACUAUAUAAUAGGAGUAGAGAUGGCCGUCCCAAAUGCCACACUAUUCCCAAUAUAGUGCACUACUUUUGGUCAAAAAUAGUGCACUUUAUAGGGAAUAGGGUGCCAUUUGAGGGGAAAUGUAUUCGAUGUUAAAUUGGGGGAAAUACAUUUGCUGUAAUUAUUUUUAUGCUGCUAAGAGGUAAGCUUGCAGAAUUAAAAGCCAACCAACCCUCUUGUUAAACAGCAUCAAUACUUUUUUGCUAGAAGCAUGAAGUGUAGAUUUAAUUUCUGUAUAAAGUAUAAAAUACAUGUUUUUAUAAUAAUAGGCCAUGUAAAUAAUUACUUUUUUUCCACUUUUACGACUGUUUUUUUCUUCUGAUUAAUGGAGUUGUUUUUGUAAAGGUAUUUCUGAUAUUUUUAUAUGGUGUCAAUAACCGUUAUGUUUAGGAUGUUGGAAUAAGAGAAAUGAAGACGCCUUGAAAUAAAAUCUAACAAUGAA